AUGGUGGAAGUUGAUGGUGGACGGCCAGACGUUAGACACACAAGAGUCUCUUUCUCUCUCUCUCUCUCUCUCUCUCCUCUUUCCUUUCUUUUUUCUUUCUUUUCUUUUCUUUCAUUCAUUUCUUUCUUUCAUUCUUUUAUUUAUUUCUUUUAUUUCAUUUUUCUUUCUUUCUUUUUCUUUCUUUCUCUUCUUUCUUUCUUUUCUUUCUUUCUUUUCUUUCUUUUCUUUUCUUUCUUUUUUCUUUCUUUCUGUUCUUUUUUCCUUUCUUUUUUCUUUCUUUCUUUUCAUUUCUUUUCUUUCUUUUCUUUUCAUUUCUUUUCUUUCUUUUCUUUUCUUUUCUUUCAUUCAUUUCUUUCUUUCAUUCUUUUAUCUAUUUCUUUCCUUUCUGUAAUUUUUCUUUCUUUUUUCCUUUCUUUUUUUCUUUCUUUCUUUCUGUUCUUUUUUCUUUUCUUUCAUUCAUUUCUUUCUUUCUUUCUUUCUUUCUUCCAUUAA
Molecule: messenger RNA, 492 nt
Organism: Acanthosepion pharaonis
Lineage: Eukaryota; Metazoa; Mollusca; Cephalopoda; Sepiida; Sepiidae
Source: the annotation of a GenBank genome assembly